Molecule: messenger RNA, 618 nt
Organism: Musa acuminata subsp. malaccensis (wild Malaysian banana)
Lineage: Eukaryota; Viridiplantae; Streptophyta; Magnoliopsida; Zingiberales; Musaceae
Source: RefSeq, a predicted model, not a curated record
AUGGCUCAGUUGGGCGAAAACAUAACCGAGUCGCUGGAUGCUGAACUAGCAGAGAUAGGAAGGAGCAUGAGGUCAUCAUUUCGAACUGCAACGGCAAGUUUGCGAAGAAGCUCCGCUGUUAGUUCCAUGCGGUACGAUGAUGACGAGAAUGAGUUGAUUUGGGCUGCAGUCGAAAGACUACCCACCUUCGAACGAGUGAGAACAUCAGUUUUUGAUCAUUGGGAUGGUGACAAUGGCUCUGGAGAACAAAACAAAAGGAAGGUAAUUGAUGUCACCAAACUUGGAGCACUGGAGAGGCACUUGCUCAUCGAAAAUCUCAUCAAGAAUAUUGAAAGUGAUAACCUUCGCCUGUUACAGAAACAAAGAGAGAGAAUAGACAGGGUAAAUGUGAAACUGCCAACGAUAGAGGUGCGAUUCAAAGAUCUGUCUGUAGAGGCAGAAUGCGAAGUGGUUCAAGGGAAGCCCCUGCCAACUUUGUGGAACACCACGAAAAGCAUCUUAUCAGAUCUCAUUAAGGUCCCAGGAGUAAAGACUCACAAAGCUAAGAUUCACAUCCUCAAAGACAUCAGUGGGAUCAUCAAACCUUCCAGGAAAGAUGUGGAAAAACCACCUUCUUGA